Molecule: messenger RNA, 1155 nt
Organism: Temnothorax curvispinosus
Lineage: Eukaryota; Metazoa; Arthropoda; Insecta; Hymenoptera; Formicidae
Gene: U2A
Product: probable U2 small nuclear ribonucleoprotein A'
Exons: 4
Coding region: 129-869 (246 amino acids)
Biological process (GO): mRNA splicing, via spliceosome
Cellular component (GO): U2 snRNP
Molecular function (GO): U2 snRNA binding; protein binding
Source: RefSeq, a predicted model, not a curated record
CGCUUUAACCUCGUUUUCUGUUUUCCGUGAGCGGCGAGCGCUUGUAAUGCGUCCGGUUGUAUUGUUCGAGCUACCUGAAGAAAGAUCGUUGUAAAAGCGGUAAAGAUUCGAUCGAUAAUUCGCUCACGAUGGUGAAACUGACGCCGGAACUUAUAGAGCAGUCGAUGCAGUACAUAAAUCCUGUGCGGGAUCGCGAAUUGGAUCUCCGAGGAUAUAAGAUACCCACCAUCGAGAAUCUGGGCGCGACCUUGGAUCAAUUUGACACGAUAGACUUUUCCGAUAACGACAUACGUAAGCUGGACGGUUUUCCGCUUCUGAAAAGGAUAAAGACCCUGUUUUUCAAUAACAAUCGCAUCGUCAGAAUUGGCGAAGGCCUGGAACAUUGUAUACCGAACCUGCAAACCCUGAUGUUGACCGGCAACAUGAUACAAGAACUGGGCGACCUGGAGCCUCUGAUACCGCUGAAGAACCUUACGAACUUGUGCCUGCUUCAGAACCCGGUGUCCGCUAAGCCACAGUACAGACAGUACGUCGUUUAUAGAUUUCCUCAACUUAGACUGCUCGAUUUUCGGAAAAUCAAGCAGGCCGAACGCGAGUCGGCCACGGAGUACUUUAGGAGCAAGCGUGGCAAGGAGAUGGCACGCGAGAUAGCUAAAAAGGUGAAGGCACAAACGGCGGGUACAUCGGUGGAUAAGCCUUUGACCACUCCCGAGGAACGUAACAAAAUUCGAGAGGCCAUUACGAACGCGUCCUCCUUGGAAGAGGUACAGAGGCUCAGUAAAUUGUUGCAGGCUGGCCAUAUACCUGGCGAGGAACGAUUGCAAAAUGGUAGUGGAGCUGCGGAACCUAUGGAAGAGGAUGACGAUUAAAUUAUGUUUUUUAAGUCCAAAACCAAUUCCCUAUUGUAAGUAUGCAGCUUGACGGAGUAAGGGCGUGACAUAACAGCACACGUAUGCUGAUAAGAAAUGUAUACUAUACACGGAUCUACUACUAUCUUUAGAGUUAACGGCAGAUAUUGCAUUUUUGUACAAAUAAAAUAUGGAGACUAGCCUGGAAGCGAUUUUUAUAAUUACUCCUCGUUACACUACGCUCUAUUUUAAUAUACCAAUAUGUUUAUUUCAGCAAAGUCAAUAAAGAGUUUCUUCAAGCGACUUA